UUGACCGAACGGCAUAGACCUUCCAUCAAGGCCAUUACUCUACCAAGUUUUGCUCUUGAGAAUCCUAGUCCUUAAAUCGCAUCACCAAGCAUGUCCGACUUCGACAUUGCCACAGUUCGAAGCCACUUCCCAGCCUUGAGUGGCAAACAAGUUUACUUUGAUAACGCUGGAGGCAGCCAAGUGCUUCAAGAAGUCAUCGAUUCCGUCGUUCAAUACCUGACCAAUAACAAUGUUCAACUCGGCGCGAGCUAUCCCGUCUCGAAAACAUCAACUCAGUUGUACGAAGAAGGCAACAAAGCAGUCGCCAAAUAUAUCAACACGACACCAGACUGCGUAGUCCUUGGUCCUUCAACAACGCAGCUCUUCCGGAAUCUUUCCCAGUCACUGUACGAUUACAUAACCUCUGACUCCGAAAUCAUCGUCUCUCUUCUCGAUCACGAAGCAAAUAUCGCUUCCUGGGUCCAAUUGGCCAAAGACAAGAACUGCAAGCUUAUCUGGUGGAAUGCCGCCGACAAGCAGAACCCUCAACUCGACACUGAAGUUCUUCGAAGCCUGAUGACACCAAAAACAAAACUCGUGGCAUGCACCCAAACCUCCAACAUCCUUGGCACGAUUAACGACGUCAAAUCCAUCGCUUCUGUCGUCCACGAAGUCCCGGGAGCCCUGCUCUGCGUCGAUGCCGUAGCCUACGCUCCCCACCGCGCCAUCGAUGUCACAGACUGGGGCGUAGACUUCUACAGCUUCAGCUGGUACAAGCUGUACGGACCGCAUAUUGCCUCCCUCUACGCGUCCAAAUCUGCUCAGAAGCACCUUCGGACUCUCGGACACUUCUUCAAAGACACUUCCACGCUGGAGAAUCUUCUCGGUCUCGCAGCUGCGAACUACGAACUAACUGCGAGUAUUCCCGAAGUUUGCAAGUACCUUGAAACAGUCCCUUGGGAUCUCACGAGUCAGUACGAGGAGAAGCUGCAGAAGAUUCUAAUCGACUAUUUGUUGUCGAAGCCAGAGGUGUAUCGAAUCAAAGGAGAGCCAACUGCGGAUCGACAGAAGAGGGUACCAGUGAUCAGCUUCACAGUAAAGGGGCGACAGAGCAAGGAUGUCGUGGAUGCGAUUGAGGCGAAGAGCGAUUUCGGUUGUCGAUGGGGUAGCUUCUACUCGAAUCGCCUGUGCGAGCAGGUCCUGGGUCUUGAUCCUGUUGAUGGAGUGGUCAGAGUUUCCUUGCUGCAUUACAAUACGGAAGAAGAGGUGAAAGGAUACGUGAAGGUGCUAGAUGAAGUUGUGUUCAAGUUUUAGUACUCUUUUGGGGUAUCUCGAAAUCAGUUUGCAACGCAAACCAUAUAUUUCCUGGGCCCAAGCAUCUGUCCCAUUCGAAGUCCGUCUCGGGCGGCCCAGAGCCGCAUACUUCACGAAGGUUCGUGCUUUCCUCGUCAUUCCACUGCGUGUCAUGUCCUCCAUCUCUGUGCAACUUGGUAAUACUAUGUCUGACUGAUCACAUACUGUGCGCCCUAGUCCUUACCAUAGCCCCUGAAACGCUUGUCUUGUUCGAAACGCGACACCUCUUGCUUGGUUGGUCGAGCUUCUGGUCCAUUCCCACCUCGAAUUGGGCCUUGACCAGGUCGCCGGACAAGCUUGAAUCUGUACCUUCCCUUCGAUUCGUCCAGCAAUUCAGAGCUGACGACAUCAUAUAGGCCAUCAUAGCGGAAGCCUUUCGAAGGAGCAUACUUCGAAUUGA
Cercospora beticola is the source of this 1732-nucleotide messenger RNA. RefSeq lists its product as uncharacterized. NCBI's taxonomy places the organism in Eukaryota, Fungi, Ascomycota, Dothideomycetes, Mycosphaerellales, Mycosphaerellaceae. The record is from RefSeq and is a predicted model, not a curated record.